AAACAAAAUUAUGCAUCGGUUUAUCUAAGACUCGAAAGUUAAAAGAUGGUGAGCUAUCUUAUGUGCAACGCGGUUACAAGACAGAAAACAACAACAACACAAGUUGCCAUGAAAUAAAUGUCAUGUCGCGUAGGUCAAACGGCAGUUCAUGCCUUGCCGGUUGGUGAUGCCAUGAACCGUCUUCUUUCGAGUUUAGGCUCGAUGUUUUGAUAUCCCAAGUUCCACAUACAAGUAUGUUAUUAGCCCAUCAAAUCUCUACCACUUCUGGUUUUUAAGGCCGAUAAAACCCAAGGCAUGCAGGAGGCCACGAGCUACAAUCCAAUCCACCAAACUUAAGUGCUCACACGUGAGACACGGACACAUGACCAUGAGAACCCUCCGGAUCAUAUAGAGGCUUGUAACCACCUUUCUCCGUUUCGGUAAAGUUGAGAUUUUUUUUUGUUGUUGCUUUUACAACUUUCGGCAUAUCCAUUGUUUAAGGGAAGAGAUAAUGCUGAGACCUUCGCUUCUCUGUUCUUCGGCCUCAAUCACUUUCACUCCAAUUCAACUAUUCAAUCCCAAUUUCUCCCCUCAUUUCCAAAGCUUCGAAGUAUCUCGUCCCGUCUCGGCUUUGUCUCGUACCAAAAAUUGUCACUUCAGUCUCGUGAGAGCUCGUGGGAAAUCCAGCUUCCUCGUUCGUAGCACCGCUACUCAAGAAGCUGUUGAAACCAGUAGUAAAAGUGAAUUGGAUUUAGUUGAAGUUGGAUUCUUGUCUGGUGUUCAUGGCUUACAAGGCGAGAUUUGCAUAAAACCAAACACUGAUUUUCCUGAUUUACGUUUCUCCAAGCCUGGUAGAAGAUGGUUAAAACAACAAUUGAUGGGACAAGAAAAAAUUGAUGAGGUUGAAUUAGUUGAAGGAAGACCUCAUCCUGCCCAGAAGAGUUGGAUUCUUAAGUUUCGAGGGUUGGAUGAUGUUGAUCAGGUGAGACAACUCGUUGGUGCAACUCUGCUUGCUGAGGACGAUGAUCGUCCUGAGCUUGAUGAUGAUGAAUUUUACUCUCGUGAUCUUGUAGGCAUGAAAGUUCUUCUCAAGGAGACGGGUCAACUUGUUGGAACUGUUGCUAAUAUUUUCGACAAUGGAGGAAAUGAUCUUCUACACGUUUUGCUUGACUCAUCCAUGGAAGUCUGCAACGGGAGUGCAAAGACCAAUCAGCUUGUGUGGAUACCUUUUGUAGACGCAAUUGUUCCUGAUGUUGAUUUAGAAAGAAAAGAGAUGUAUAUAACUCCCCCGAAGGGACUCCUCGAGGUGAAUAUGCGAGCAGAUGAUCGGUCCAAGAAAGAAAGGCGGCAGCUUGAAUGGAAAGAAAGAAAAAAGCAGCAGAAGCGUCUUAUUUCUGCUAAAAAGAAGUUAUGUGAAUUGGAGCAAAAGCAUGUGUUUGAUGGAUUAAGGUUUGGAGAAAAGUCUCAAAGGAAUUUACUUGCUGAUCAUAUCCUUGACGUAAACUCCACACUGCUUCAGAAAGCGUUGCAAAGUAUUGACACCUCAUCGAAGAGAUGGAAUGUAAUUGAGGAAAUCAAUGAGCUGAGAGCUAGAGUAUCGGAAUGUACUCUGAAUGUGUCACGAGAAUGCCUUAGUUUUGAUGCAAGCAAAGAGAAAAUGGGUGAUAACUUCAGUUACCUUCAACAAGGGAAAAGUCUAUUCUCUGAGGGUAAAGUUUCUAUUUGUUUGGUUCUCAAUGAUCACGAGAACGAACAACCAGAAGGUGAGAAUGGUGUAGUCUCGUACCUUCAUACACUACUUGAUGAGGAGCAGAGUUUCAUAAAGGAAGAAGAUCACGCUUGCGUGCCACUUGUCAUAGUUUCCCCUGAACAUACCGUUGAAGCUCUGCAGAAGCUAUUUCAGGAUAAUGAUCAUUUUGGAUUUGAAGCAGAAAAGAUCUGGAUUCUCAAAGAAGAAACGCUUCCAGUAGUAUGUAGCUCACCAGAGGAACCGAAAAAGCACAAGAUUUUGAUGAAAUCUCCAUGGGAGAUACUUAAGUCCCCGGUUGGCUCUGGAGGAGUCUUGAGCAUCCUUGCUUCACAUGGAAUUACAGACUCUCUUUCCAGUCUGGGAAUCGAUUAUCUUCAGGUACACAGCAUUGAAACAAAACCACAACCUUCGCAACAUUACAUCAAUCCGAUGCUCGUUGGAUUUGCUAGUGCAAAAGGUGCUGAGAUUGGGAUCCAGAUGACCGAAGAAUCUGUAUUCAAGAACUUGGAAAUGGCAUUCUCAAUGAAGUUUUUGAAGAGAUUAAAGGGCAAAAUCGAGUUUGAAGCUGUUAUGAAGAUGCACUCACAUGUUCAGAAGGUUGAAAAGGAGUGGGUUGAGUCCGUACCAUCAGAACCGAACUCGUUUGAGUUUCAUUCUGAUAUAUGCAGAGUCUUGAGUGAAUGUUCUUCAUCAGCUAAGAUUUGUUUGAUGAACAUCACAGUUUAGAACAUGUAUAUUAUGCUACUUAGUUUUUCGUCCUCACAUCUAAAAAGCUUUUGGAAUGACAAGCCCGAACA
Molecule: messenger RNA, 2526 nt
Organism: Arabidopsis lyrata subsp. lyrata
Lineage: Eukaryota; Viridiplantae; Streptophyta; Magnoliopsida; Brassicales; Brassicaceae
Exons: 10
Coding region: 491-2455 (654 amino acids)
Biological process (GO): rRNA processing; UDP-N-acetylglucosamine biosynthetic process
Cellular component (GO): ribosome
Molecular function (GO): ribosome binding; UDP-N-acetylglucosamine diphosphorylase activity
Source: RefSeq, a predicted model, not a curated record